AUGGCCGGCAGACCGAACUUCCUCGACCUACGAUCGCAAUCGCAUGGACCGCUUGGAUCUGGAUUGCCGUCGCCGAGAGAUCGUCUUCAUGUCGCAGGAGAGAUACCACCGGAGCUUUCUCCUCUCGAUGCCUUUGCGGCACAGAGUCGACUGCUAGCGAAGCAGCUGGAGGAGACUGCCAAUGGAGGGAAGCGCGCGAGCAGGUUACCACCCCUCACCAUUAAUUCUUUGAGUCAAGGCAGACCAGCAUAUUUCCGUUCUGUAUCAGGAGAGCCAACGACUCCGCUAUCGCCAACAAGUCCUGGGUCGGGCUUGAAAACUGAAGUGGAGACACCUGGGUUCCGACCAGUUUCUGUACAUCCCACACUCAGCGACUUGCGACCUUCAGAACCACAACCUCCAGUUCCACGACUCCCCCGGCGUGAUGAUGAAGAAUUCCGAGGACGAAGGCCACCAGGCAAUGAGCCUGGCUUCUUUGGCGCGAGACAGGAUCAAUCUCCCCCUUCAUUGGAGAAUGAUCCCAAACCACGAAAUACGGAUAGACCCUCUCAUUUACAACCACAACCUAGCAAUGAUUCCAUGCAACAGCGACAUACCUCUCUCCGACCUAACGACGAAUCUAGAAUGAAUGGUUAUGAUUCAAGACUGGCACCACCUCGAUCGCCGUUCGCGCAGAGGACCCCAAGCCCGAGAUCAAUGUCUAUGGAUAGCUCAGACGAUGAUUCCGGUAAUACAUCCAACCCGCGACCCAAUAUGUCACCGCAACGGAAAUUCUCCUCUGGAAGUGGCUUCUCAACAUCUCCAAUAUCACCCCAAAUGUACAUAGGGAGGUCGCCAUCAAUAGGCUCAGAGAUAUCCGCUGGUGGCACUCGAUUACCAAGACCUGCUUUCAACUUUUCUCGGCCACUGAGCCGAGCAAGUUUGAAUGGAUUGCCAAUGGAUAUUCCUACACGGCAGGCAUCUGGGGAUAGCCAACCUUCAUUUAUUCUAGCAGAUGAUACCGCGCAUACACCCGUCAGUAUGCAUAGCGAAGGCUUCCCGGACAACACUGCCGAGUCAGGAGCUGCGCCUUCUUAUGUUUAUUCGAAAUUUUCGUUGCCAAGAGGGAAAAUGCUGCAACGGAACUCGUUGAUAUUUCAGGAAGGACUCUCGCAGUCACAAUACUCUUGGGAACAGCCGGUGCCAUUCAGCAAUGUUCAACCAUUUGGUGGACCUCCGCCCUCACCUCCAUCCAGACCAUCUACAUCCUCUUUAAGACCAGACGCUCUUCACUCUCGUCCUUCUUUCGAUCCUGACCGGCCAUCACUUGACCCAGGUAGACCCUCACUCGAUCCUGGAAGACCAUCACUCGACCCUGGACGACCUUCACUUGAUCCGAACAGACCAUCGCUUGAUCCAAGCCGACCUUCAACAGACACUGGACGGUCACUUUUUGAGCGAGGCCGUACGCUUACAGACCCUACUCGCUCCUCCAGUGAACGUCCGUCGUUUCUAAGGGGAAACACAUCAACGGAACCAUCAUCUCCAUCUGUUGCUUCUUCAUCCACAAUCAAAGCUAGAUCCCAGCACUCUUUUGCGCCGUCAGCAGACUUGUCACCGGAAGAGCAUGUUACCAAAGCAAUCGAGUAUCACGAGGCAGGCGCCUUAAAUAAGUCCACUUACCAUCUCCGUCUCGCAGCAAGACAGAACGACCCCACCGGAAUGCUCCUGUAUGCACUCGCCUGUCGACAUGGCUGGGGUAUGCGACCCAACCAACGAGAAGGAGUUGCAUGGCUCAGAAAAGCUGCAGACUCUGCCAGUCUUGAAGUUGCCGACGAUGAAGAUUUAAUGAAGGAGGGGAAAGCCGUCGAUUUACUAGAGUUGAAGACAAGAAAGGCACAGUUUGCGUUGAGCAUUUACGAGUUGGGAGUCAGUCAUAUGAACGGAUGGGGAAUCGAGCAGGACAAGGUUCUUGCUUUGAGGUGUUUUGAGAUUGCUGGCUCCUGGGGAGACGCCGAUGCGCUAGCCGAAGCAGGCUUCUGCUACGCCCAAGGCGUAGGCUGCAAGAAGAAUCUCAUGAAGAGCGCCAAGUUCUACCGCCAAGCGGAAGCCAAAGGGAUUAGCAUGAUUGGCAACAGUUGGAUCUACAAAGCCAAGUACAGCGACGAAGCAGAAGGGAAGAAAUCCUCUGAAUCGCGGCCUUCCCCCGAAAAGGAAAAAGAGAAGAAACCACGCAACAAAUCCCGAACAAGAACCAUAUUCGGGAGGAAGAAAUCUGCACAUCCCUAA
Hyaloscypha bicolor E is the source of this 2268-nucleotide messenger RNA. RefSeq lists its product as uncharacterized. The transcript has 3 exons. Bases 1 to 2268 code for a protein of 755 amino acids. The record is from RefSeq and is a predicted model, not a curated record. NCBI's taxonomy places the organism in Eukaryota, Fungi, Ascomycota, Leotiomycetes, Helotiales, Hyaloscyphaceae. Gene Ontology annotation, molecular function: protein binding.